AUGGCUGCCACCCAGAACCAUCCGCCCUCGCCGGAUCUCCCCCCCUCGCUGGCCGCUCUGGGUGCCUGCCCCGAGCUGUCCCGCUGCGUCUCGACCGCCUCGUCCCUCUCCCACAGCUCCCUCACCGAAGAGAGCUCGCGGGAUUCCCUCGGCAGCAACCUCAACACCUCACGCCACUCCUCAGGCUCCUACCACUCGCGCCGGUCCGAUGCCUCCCACGUCUCCCGACGCUCGACGCAGUCGGCCGACUCCAAGACGCGCCGACGUGGCUACAUGAAGCCCCAGACCACCGACUUCGCCGCCAGCGCCCGAUCCCGCGAGAGCGUCAUGAGUCUCGGCAGCAUCGCCCAUUUACAAUAUUACUUUGCCCGCACCGGCUUGCUCGACGGCAAGGGCGGCCAGCUUGCCCGUAAGAAGCAGGCCAAGGUAGCCCUCGAUCUGUCCGCCGUCGACAGCUCAGCAGACGUCACCAGACUUUCCUCCGACUUCGAUUCCUCAUACGCCUCCAUAGGUAGCAGCCCGGACCUUACCUCGCAGGGCUUCGCGGCUACCAUUACUGAGCCACCUGUGAAAGACGACGAGGACUACUACGACGAAGACAGCUUUACCGAGUCAGAAUCUGGCAUGCUCCCCCCCACGGUCAGCACAUAUCAUCACAGAGAGACACCCAUCCCGAGACCGCCAACGAUAGUAGAACUCAAGGCCGAGCUGGAGUCGACACUUCGUGAUGCCCAAAAGGCCCUCAAGGAGGCCGAGGCGAGAAAGGCCGGUGCCUAUCUUGCAACCCCCGACGAGCCUGUGCUUCCGAACAUGCCCGAAGAAAACUCGCAGGGCUGGUAUGAGCUCCAAGGCAUGCACAUACUCGAUGUCGUCACCCUCGCCAUCCGCGCCGCCAAGAUGUACUACACGGCCCAUGAGCAGCCUGACCGUCUCGACUCUAUCAAGUCAGAGAAGCAGGUCCGCUCCGACUUGCUCGCCGUCAUGGAGGUCCUAAAACAGAUGGCCAUUCGUGGCUUUAAGGGAGGCAUGAAGGAAGAUGACACCAAGACCAUGCUCGCCUGGACCGACAGCGUCUUUGACAUUCUCACCAAGGAGGCGGCCAUGGAGGCGGCCGAGACGAGCGAGCGCGCCAGCUGGACGUGGAUAUCCGGCGACUGGACCGGCCGCGAGCUUGCCCGCGAGCGCGCCUUUCUCGUUGCCAUGGAGCCAGAUGCCGCCACCACCCUGCCCCCAUGGACGCCCGCGGCGGACGCGCCAACCCUGCCGACGCCAUUCCUGGCGGCCAUGCAGACGGGCCUGCGCCUCGUCACACUUCACAAUGCCGCCGUGCACAAGUCGAAGCGGCGCUUUGGCGCCAUUCCGACGUUCCACACCGACACGCAAAAACCCUACCGCUGCGCCGACAACCUCCGCUACUGGGUCAAGGCUGCCGAGCUGCGCUUCGAGGUGGUCCUGGCCGUGGACGCGCUGGCUGUAGCGUACGGCACAGAUCGUCAGGCGUGGAUUGCUUUCGAGGCAGCGAUUGCCAAGUGGUGCCGGCGCGUCCGCGAGGAGAUAACCAAUGAGCUCAAGAAGUGA
Molecule: messenger RNA, 1578 nt
Organism: Cordyceps militaris CM01
Lineage: Eukaryota; Fungi; Ascomycota; Sordariomycetes; Hypocreales; Cordycipitaceae
Exons: 1
Coding region: 1-1578 (525 amino acids)
Source: RefSeq, a predicted model, not a curated record